Molecule: messenger RNA, 3142 nt
Organism: Python bivittatus (Burmese python)
Lineage: Eukaryota; Metazoa; Chordata; Lepidosauria; Squamata; Pythonidae
Gene: DONSON
Product: DNA replication fork stabilization factor DONSON
Biological process (GO): nuclear DNA replication
Cellular component (GO): nucleus
Source: RefSeq, a predicted model, not a curated record
UAGGCGGGGCUUCCACGUUAGGCGCGGGAUUCUCCUCGGCUGGCUAGGCGCUUCCCAGCUUCCUGCACCGAUCAAGCAGCAUGUGUUCCGUGGUUCCCGAUUACUCUCCUGGCUUUAAGAAGCCGCCGGAGACCCUGCGCUUGAAGAGGAAGAGGUCUCGGAGAAGCGAAACGGUCGCGGUCGCCGGAGAGUUUCCGUCCGCGGCAGCCCUCAAGGACUUGCCUGCUUCCCCUCGGCUCUGUCCGGGGAGUCGUCGGCGUAACCCCUUCCUGAACGUGGAGAACGCGCCUCGUCUUCUGCCGGCACCCGGUCUGGUUCAGCCUUCAAGCCAGAAGUUUGCAGGAGUGGAGUGGUUAGUGGCGAGGAACGACGUAUCCGGCAGUUCCGGAAAGCAGUUUUUAAAAAGUCUUCAUGAAGAUGGGUCCAUAUGGAAAGAAGAGCUUUCUGAAAUAGCAACUGCAGACACACUGAUCAAUGACUCCUAUUUGGCCACUUCCAAUACUGACGUUCCUUCCUCACCCAGUUAUGAAUUUCCUGCAGACUGGAGUAUUAAAACUCGUCUUCUAUUCACUUCUUCUCAAUCAUUUGCAUGGGCAGAUCACUUAAAAGCUCAAGAAGAAUCCCAAGGAUAUAUCCAGCAUUGUAGAGCAGCAUUCAUAAACUUACCCCAAAAUAUUCAGGAACCAAAACUUUCCACAGAACUUCGAUGUGCUUUCCAGCAAAAUCUUGUAUAUUGGCUUCAUCCAUUCUUCCCAUGGCUACCACUUUUUCCUCGAAUUGGAGCCGACAGAAAAAUGGUUGGAAAAAGUCACCCUUGUGCCUCUAAUGAACUCCAGCAAAUGUUCCUGAGUGAAUGGUCUCUCAGUUUUACCUCUCUUUAUAAUCUGUUGAGAGCCAAGCUGUGUCCCUAUUUCUACGUUUGUACUUAUCAAUUCACUGUAUUGUUCCGUGCAGCAGGACUUGCUGGAAGCGAUACGAUCACUGCGUUAAUUUCUCCCACAACCAAAGGAUUAAGGGAAGCCAUGAAAAAUGAAGGGAUUGAAUUUGUUUUACCAUUCCAAGAAAUUAGACAAAAGAAAAUCAGUGCUACAGCUUCUUCUUUAGAAACAGAACUUGAAAAAGAUACUGAAAUAACAGGCAAUGAAAUUGAAGAAGAACCGGGAACAAGUGGUGGCGAUGAUGAUGAUGAUGAUGAUGAUGGGUUUUUAUGGCUGGUGGAAAUGGGAGUUGAAGGCAAAAUUAAAAAACCAGACACAAUUUCUACCAAACUCUACAAAGAAAAAAAUGAGAUAAAAAUGGAUCACAGGCCUGAAUCUCUGGUGUUAGUAAAAGGGACAAAUACAUUCACUUUGCUGAACUUCUUGAUAAACUGUAAAAGUUUGGUGGCUUCUGCAGGUCCUCAGGCUGGCAUCCCUCCAACAUUGCUGUCCCCAGUUGCUUUUAGAGGUGCAACAAUGCAAACACUCAAGGCCCGAAGCGUAAAUGUGAGAACACAAGCCCAUUCACGUUAUAAAGAUCUAUUUAGUUUGGAGAUUGUGGGCCCUAUCAUGCCCCAUUGUCUCCAUGCUUUGUCCAUGCUACUCAAAUCUGCUCAAAAUGGAACUUUCUCUGCUGUAUGUUAUACACAUGAACCAACAGCCGUGCUUAACACAGACAUCAGUGACAAGCAGCAUAUAAAGAAGGAAUCUCUUAUCAAAGACCUUUGCAAUUGUGGAUUGCAUCCUAACACUUUAGAUCAACUUAUUCUUAAUUCAACACUGGGAAAAUCUUCAAUAAGGCUCCUAGAAAUGAAUGACUAUCUCUACACAUGGAAAAUCUAAUGAUAAUUUAAAAUGACUUAUUUGGAGCACUUCCUUGUGCUCAGUGCUCAUUAAUUUUACUUAUUGGUAGAAUGUGUAAUCUUUAUAUAAUUGCUUUGUUAUUAUUUGUUAAACUUGUAUUACCUGAAGUACACAUUUUAAAUUAAACUUUAUUUUUAAGAAUUUUGUGUUUUGACAUUUAUAAUUACUAUGGAUCUAAGGAAGACGGUUGGGUGAGGAAAAAAUGUUGCAAUACUCCCUUCUACUGUCCAUGGCUUUUUCCUUUAUUAUAUAUGUCACACUUCUUAAUACAAAUGCUGAGGCCUUCAAAGUAUCCAUAUUGCAUUAUACUCAUGGUAUUUUUGAACCAGAUUACCCUUCAGUAGGUGGCCACUAUAGGAAUGGGCUUGAAAGGCACAACAGCUUGCAGCAGUUAUUUCAGAAAUGUAACCACAAGUUAUUUUAAAGAUAGUAAAAAAUAACAAUUUCAUAUUUUAGGCAGGACUGCCAAAAAUCUCUGGGAUGGAAAGGCUUUUUAAAAAACAUUAAUUUUAGCUGCUAAGGUGUUCUUGCGUAUCUGGGAUCAGCUGUAAACAAAACAGAAUUUGCCCUGCACAUUAGAAUGAAUGGCCUAAUAGGCAAGGCACAUUUUGGAUACGGACUAAGAUUAAGGUAUUCCUAAUAUCUGCAAUUCAGAUUAGACUGAACUGUUUAUUUUAUGUAUGUGUAUGGACACUACCCAUGGAGGAACUCUUGGGUUCUCAGUCAAAUGACUAGCAGGAAGCUACACAAUAAUUCUGUUAGUAGCUAACUGUUGCAUUCAGAAUUACUUGGGGAGAAGUAGCAUCUAAAACCAAUCCAACUAGUCUUUUUAUUCAGCUUAAGAUUAAACAGUGGAAAACUACAGUCUUCAAAUAUAGCCAGUCUGAUAGACAUACAAUGCUAAAUAUAUUAUGAUUUCACCUUCUGCUAUAUGAGGACAUCAAACUUUAAUCAAAGGCCAACUAGAAAAUAGUUCCAAUUUGAUCUCAGCCAUAUCUGUCAUUGGAAAUAUUUCCAAUUUGCAUAUAUCAAUAACAUGAUUCCUUAAGUUUAAAAAAUCCUAUUAAAUUAUAAAGCCUAAAUUCUUUAAAUUUCAGAUUAUAACAGAAAACUAAAAGUCGCUACUAAUGCCUCUUGUUCCAGUGAUCAAAAUGUACGUUGUAUCGUUCUGUUAAUUGGCUGGUAAAUAAGAAUGAAGUUAUACUGCUUUAUUUGACCAAGCGGAAUACAACAACAAUAGCAUCAUUAUACAUCCCCAUCCAAUUAUCGCUGAACAUUUGUUUACUACAAAUGUGUAUAAU